This is a messenger RNA of Chelonia mydas (Green sea turtle), 4752 nucleotides long. RefSeq names its product SID1 transmembrane family member 1 (gene SIDT1). The transcript has 26 exons. Gene Ontology annotation, cellular component: membrane. The record is from RefSeq and is a predicted model, not a curated record. Bases 367 to 2853 code for a protein of 828 amino acids. Lineage: Eukaryota; Metazoa; Chordata; Testudines; Cheloniidae.
CCCGCCCUGCCCGGGGGCAGAGUCUGACUGCAGCUCCCCCCGCCGGGGCUGGCUUCCCACGCAGGACUGGGGGUUGGUAAGCGGGCCCCUUGCCGGCUCUCUCACAAGUCUCCAGCAGAGCGGCGCGGGAGCUGGGCGGGCGCAGGGGCAGGAGCGAGCCGCAGCCCCUCCAGGGGAGGAAAUGAAGGCGAGGGCAGGGAACCCAGCCCGGCCCCGCUCUCAAGGUUUCCUCAGUGUGUCACCCGCGGCGGGCGGGCGCGGCAGCCGGGCGCCCGGGGAGCCCCGCGCGGAGCCGUAGCCAGCCUCGGGCUCCGGGCGGCUUCGCAGGGCACUUCGCAGUCCGGGGCCAGCCGCGGCGCGGGGACCAUGAGCGGCCUCGCCUUGCUCUGCGGCUUGCCCUGGCUCCUGGGGGUGCUGCCGCAAGCGCUGCAGGCCGGGGCUGGUGGAAGGAGCGGCCGACCCCCCCCCACCAAAGCGGCGGAUUUCGACCGGGUCUACGCAGGGACGGUGACCGUCAACCGCGAGGAGAUCUACGCCUUCAAUUACACCAGCAAGCCGGGCCAGGUGGAUGCAGUGCGGGUGUAUGUGAAGAGUGACUCUGAGGACCUGCAGUAUCCCAUCCUGUUUGUAGUUCGCCAGCAGAAGGGGGUCCUGUCAUGGCAAGUCCCUCUGAUUUUUCGAGGCCUUUACCAGAGGACCUACAACUACCAGGAAGUGAGCCGUACACUCUGCCCUUCUGAACCCACGCCUGAGAUGGGACCCUCUGAGCAGAUCAUAUUUGUAGACGUGGCUUCCAUGGCGCUGUUUGAUAUUGAGUAUGAGCUGCUGGUCACGAGGCUCAAGAGCUUCCAACUCAUGACAGAUAAAGCCUUUAACUUCACUGCCAGCCCUUCUCAGCCUCAGUAUUUUCUGUACAAGUUCCCUCCAGAUGUGGAUUCCAUCAUCAUCAAGGUGGUAUCUGAAACAGUCUAUCCCUGUUCUGUUGUCUCCGUCCAGGAUAUUGUGUGUCCUGUGUAUGAUCUGGACCACAAUGUGGAGUUUAAUGGUGUUUACCAGUCCAUGACAAAGCAAGCUGCCAUCACUGUACAGAAGAAGGACUUCCCAGGCGAGCAGUUCUUUGUUGUGUUUGUCAUAAAGCCAGAGGACUAUGCCUGCGGGGGCUCUGUGCCUUCCUCUAUCAAGGGAAAGGGCAACCACACCUGGAACCUACAACGAACAAAGAGCCUUCAAGUGACCAUUGUACCUUCUAUUAAAGAGUCUGACUACGUGCAAGCCAUGCUCUUCAGCUUCCUGAGCUUCCUCUCCUUCUACGUGGGCUCACUGAUCGUCGCCUUUGUGCACUACGUCAGGAUUCAGAGGAAGACGUCAGCUGGGCGAUAUAGUCCUGAGGAUGGAUCCGGGACUGUGGCUACCUCGCAUCCCAUCACGACUGGCACCCCCGAGGGAAGCAGCUACGGAGCUAUCGAUGAGUCAAGCUCCAGUGGCGGCCGGCAGUUAUCGUCCCCGGAGCGUGGGCCCCCACAUGGUUCCGACACAGACAGCUCUGUGGAGGAGGAGAGCGAUUUUGACACCAUGCCCGAAAUUGAAAGUGAUAAGAAUGUCAUCCGCACUAAGAUGUUCCUCUAUCUGUCAGACUUGUCCAGGAAGGAUCGGAGAAUUGUCAGCAAAAAGUACAAAAUUUAUUUCUGGAACAUUACCACAAUCGCUGUGUUCUAUGCACUGCCUGUGAUCCAGCUGGUCAUCACAUACCAAACGGUGGUGAACGUCACUGGUAACCAGGAUAUCUGCUACUAUAACUUUCUCUGUGCUCAUCCUCUGGGGGUCCUGAGCGCUUUCAACAAUGUCCUGAGCAACGUGGGCCACGUGCUGCUGGGCUUCCUCUUCCUGUUGAUCGUGUUUCGCAGAGACAUUCUCCAUCGCCAUUUGCUGGAAGCCAAAGACAUCUACACGCUGGAGUAUGGAAUCCCCAAACACUUUGGUCUUUUCUAUGCCAUGGGCAUUGCUUUGAUGAUGGAAGGGGUUCUCAGUGCUUGUUACCAUGUCUGCCCCAACUACUCUAAUUUCCAGUUUGACACCUCCUUCAUGUACAUGAUUGCAGGACUCUGCAUGCUCAAGCUGUACCAGACCCGCCACCCUGACAUCAACGCCAGUGCUUACUCUGCUUACGCCUCCUUUGCCGUGGUCAUUUGCCUGGCUGUCCUUGGAGUGGUGUUCGGAAAGAAUGAUGUGUGGUUUUGGGUCAUCUUCUCAGUCAUCCACGUCGUGGCCUCACUGGCUCUCAGCACCCAGAUCUACUACAUGGGCCGCUUCAAAAUAGAUGUCCCUGACACAGCAGACUUUGGGAUUUUCCGCCGGGUGGCGAUGGUGCUGUACACGGACUGUAUCCAGCAGUGCAGCCGGCCAAUGUACAUGGACAGAAUGGUGCUGCUUAUUGUUGGAAACCUGGUCAACUGGUCCUUUGCUGUCUUUGGACUGGUGUAUCGGCCAAGGGACUUUGCCUCCUACAUGCUGGGGAUCUUUAUCUGUAACCUACUGCUGUAUCUGGCCUUUUACAUCAUCAUGAAGCUCCGCAGCUCUGAGAAGCUCCUGCCCAUUCCACUGUUCUGCAUUGUGGCCACGGCCGCGGUUUGGGCUGCAGCCCUUUACUUCUUCUUCCAAAACCUCAGCAGCUGGGAGGAGACCCCGGCAGAAUCCCGAGAGAAGAAUCGCCCGUGCAUCCUGCUGGGCUUCUUUGAUGACCAUGACGUCUGGCACUUCCUCUCAGCAGCUGCCUUGUUCUUCUCCUUCUUGGUUCUGUUAACGCUGGAUGACGACUUGGAUUCUGUGCGCAGAGACAAGAUCCCUGUGUUCUGAGCGACAGGAGGUGGGGUGGGGAUGGUGGUCUUCAUUCUGCUCAGGGGAAGGAGCAGAACCGGCAGCCAGCAUUGUCUGGGGAGAAUGAACCUGUUGUUGUACAAACAGCACCGACACCCCAGCCAGGUGGAGAGGGAGGAGCAGGUAGAUCCCACACCAGCAAAUAGGAGGUUGCUGUAAUAAACAAGGCAAGACCUGAAAGGCAGACAGAGCCCUGCCUGUUCCUCCUCCCUGCCACUCAUUGGAUCAGGUGUAGCCAGCCAGCAUCCUGGAGUCCAGUGCAAGGCAGGUGAGCAGUGCUUUGGCUGGUUCCUCUCCCAGUGGCUGCUGGAAGAGGGAGCUGUGGCCAUGUUCAUUAAAGGUAGUGUGUUCCUCCAGGGGUGACUUAAACUGUGUUCACCUUCUCCUGCAACCUCUGCCAACCUGAGAAAAGCCACCCAGCAGUCCUGAGCUGCCCCAGGGAGCAGUCUCUUUCUCUCGCUCACUGCCUGGCACUAACCCCAGCAGUGCAAUGGGGACAUGAGACACAGCGGGCUCCUCAGAUGGUGAAGAGCAUCUGACACUAGCUCUUGACUCCUUUACCUGCCUUUGUGUUGUGUUGCACGUUCUCUCCCAUGAGUAUGGUCGUCCGAGGCGAUGUGGGUCCCAGUCAUGUUUUGUAACUGUUCCCUGCAUUCCACGGGCCACUACUGUCAGCACUGCUGCUCUCCCCAUCUGACCAUGUCCACGGGCCCCUGCAACCAGCACUGGGAAGGUGUUAGCUCUCACCUUGUGCCAGCCUGAGGAGCGCCUGCUGAGGCUACAGGUAGCAAACAAAGACCAGGCUCAAAUCUGUAGCCCCAGCCUUAAACUUGAGCUACUUCAUCCUGCAGCUGGAAGAACCUCAGGCCGGUGAAAAGCAAUGGGCCGAAUGAAUUGUUCCACCUGAAAAAGCAACAGCCCUGGGAGAUGGUGCUCGACCGUGGUGGGCUCCUACUACCCACGUCCUGGCAGCCCCAGAUGCCGAUGUGUUUGCUCCUCCUUGGCCUCCCUCCCUGUGCUUUUCAGUGGAGGAAAAGUUCGUGGUUGGCUCUUGCCUGGAGAUCAGUUCAAUGGUAGCUCCCCUCUUGCAUCUGAAAUGACAUCCCGUGACCCUAACACAGCAACUCUUCAUUAGAGCCCUCCCUUUGCUGUCCACUCCCUGAGUGGGUGUUUAGAAAAGGGAGCUGUGGAAUUACAGCGUAGUGCAGUCAUGCAUCAGGGCACUGUCCUGUGCAUACUAGUGGCGGUUUUGCUAUUGACUUCAGUAGCUUCAGCAGGGUCAGGCCCAUAGCGAAGAAGCUACUUAUGAACCUUGGUCUUUCAGGGCUUCUGAAUUUACAACCAAUCCUUUGCUGUGGACUAAAAGCUAGCAAAGAAGGCUCCCACCGCAGGAGCGAAAUGUCCGUUUAAUAAAAUUCUGAACCAAACGCUGUUUCCCCUCAGCCCUGCUGCAGCCACAAAAUAGAUUUUGGAUUUUUGUUAAUGGCUUCUGCAUUUUCACUGUUGCCAGAAUUGCUACAUCAUUAAAAACCAAGAACAAGGUGUGAAAUGUUGCAGGCGCUGUGGCUGAAUGGUGACCCGCGUUGCUAAUUUUAAAUUUAAAAAUAGUAUUGAUUACUGAGGCCUCCUGUAACUUUUUUAAAAAGUUGCUAUUGGAAUAUUGUUGAAUUGUCAAAAAGCGGCGUGUGUGUGUGUGUGGGUGUUUGAUUCUAUGGUAACUAUUACACAGAGGCCCUGGGCCACUAGCAUUUACUUUGGGGAAAAAGUCUACGGUGAAGCUGUGCUCUGAAAAGUGUCUCGCUCCUAGAAGAUGUCCUAUUGAUUGCUUGAAAUUUGUUAAGACUGCAAAUAAAUGAAUUCCCAGGCCUCUGACUUCAA